AGAACUCCCAGCAGAAAACUUAGUGUCACCUUAUCCAAAUAUCCUGACAAACAUGUUCCCCAGAGGAUACCUGAAAUUUACGCUCAUAGCUCUUAGCAUCAUCUUCCACUCGGGGCAGGUAUCCGCGGGUUCCGUGGCAUGCGAUGGCUCGUUCGGUCGGAUUCCCAAUGAUGAAACCCACUUUCAAUGUAACACCAAGAAUGACGCAACACGGCACGCAUGCGAAUACAAGUCCUGUGGUAAUCUCCCUGGAAACAGACAAUGGUCACAGCUUCACUUCGACGGAUGCAACCCAGAAGGAAAUCCUGAUCCUAAAGCCACAUCAGGCGUGGACGCAUGGGGAUAUUCACGCAGAAAUGGAUACAUUCGGGUACAAGACCUUACAGAUGACUAUUGGACUUGUCCCUACAAUGCCGUCAACCAAAAAGAAUAUAUUACCUGCGACACCUGCAAUUGAGGUUAAAAACUUCCACAGCUGGAGUGGAAGCAACUCCCGUGGUUUCUUCCUCUCUUUCCAUCUCCCCAUCGUCUUAGCCCCCAAGCUUAGCAUAUAAGGGUACCUCCGAUACCCGACCUGCUUGGAUAGAAUAGCGUUGAUGUCUCCUUCCGUCCCAACCGACGUCGUAUUCAUUCUGCAAAAGCUUUCCUCCAUGCUCUCGACAAAUGUUAUUCAUGAAAAUGACCUGUUAUGCGAGUUUCACGUGUUGGUUGGGUCAACUCUUCACUGUUUGUCAGAUGAUGAGUCUAGAAUAGAGGCACGUAGGGCUCUGUAGGGGAAUUCC
Messenger RNA from Puccinia graminis f. sp. tritici CRL 75-36-700-3, 782 nucleotides. RefSeq lists its product as uncharacterized. The record is from RefSeq and is a predicted model, not a curated record. The coding region runs from base 144 to 554 and encodes 136 amino acids. Lineage: Eukaryota; Fungi; Basidiomycota; Pucciniomycetes; Pucciniales; Pucciniaceae. The transcript has 5 exons.